Molecule: messenger RNA, 1328 nt
Organism: Sycon ciliatum
Lineage: Eukaryota; Metazoa; Porifera; Calcarea; Leucosolenida; Sycettidae
Product: guanine nucleotide exchange factor MSS4-like
Exons: 2
Coding region: 72-491 (139 amino acids)
Biological process (GO): post-Golgi vesicle-mediated transport; small GTPase-mediated signal transduction
Cellular component (GO): membrane; cytosol
Molecular function (GO): guanyl-nucleotide exchange factor activity; zinc ion binding
Source: RefSeq, a predicted model, not a curated record
CAACAAAAACAAGUAAAAUGCCCUCCUUCAUCUCAUUACGCAGAGAAGGGUGUUGAGUAUUUUGGCGAACAAUGAGUGAGUCUACUGUAGCUGCGGCCAGCGGGCCGUCUCUAGACGAUAAUGGCAAGAAUGGGCUCUGGCUGAUCUGCAAAAGGUGCGGCUCAAAAAUCGUUGAGCCUGGUGUAGCCUUGUUCGUCGACCAGGAGCGGAGACUACCUGCCAUGGAGAAGAAAGCGGGCAUUGAGUUGUCGGCUGACGGCGAAGCACUCUCCUCCUAUUUUAAGCUGACCGAUAUGAUGCAGUUUGAGAACGUCGGAUUCACGCUACCGCACCAGGGCCGCAAGUUCCUGAUCUGCGCCGACUGCGAGAUUGGGCCGAUUGGCGUUGUGGAGCUCGACAGUCCCAGUGAGUUCUGGGUUGCGCUGGAUCGCGUGGUGGCCGACGCAAGCGGUGCGGCUGCAGCCAAAGCCCGGCCGCAGUUUUCAUCAUAGUAACAAUGUUCUACACACCGUGCUAAUUUGACACUCUCGGUGGGCUGCGCAAAGUCUCGAACAAUCCGCAGCCCCUUCACCAUCGCGGCACAAGAAGUCGUUGUGUGCCAGGCACUCAUCUACACAGCAGGAUCUCUCAGCCCGGGUCGCUGUACAUAGACAUGCUUGUUCUGCUGGCCUGCAGGACAUUGUUCGGUUGCAUGUGAUACACACACACUAGCUUAGCACUACAAAGAACUGUGAGAAUGGACCAGACGGCUGGCCCAUGUACUGCUCUCUCUAUGCUCCGGAAAGACACUUUGCCGACCGCAAAGGCUUAACGUAAUGCAUUGAUGUGCUGCACACUUGCUGUCUACUCUGCUUCUCCAUCGGUGGUGAACAUAAACCUUUCAGCUAUCACAGCCGCGUUUCGAUACUUCAGUUUUCACAGCCACUGGAUGCAGCUUUGAUCCCCCACUAAAUCCAUGCCAACGACUUGACCGCGUCGCAUCUAUUUUAUCGUGCAUUUCUUCCCACUAGGCUCCCCCUUUUCAAUUUCUCCUUUCCUACUUUUCUAAAUAAUUUAUCAUCGGCCUAUGGAUGGCUCCGGUCCUCGAUCGCACUUGGGUACUGCCCAGGCAGUCGUACGAACGACUCCCCAACACUGCCUGAUCGAUUAUAUUUUCAGUCUCUUGCUGAUGCCUCUGUGCUGCGGCGGUUUUAUUGUUGAGAGCGUUGUGAGUGUUUUUAGAACUCUUCUUCUGGCUUUUCUAGUGUUGUAUGCAGUGCCCAUGAAUGAUAAACUACAUGUACUACGUACCUCGGUACAGAAAAUUAACGUGUUCGUUCAUGACAUCA